Suillus fuscotomentosus is the source of this 636-nucleotide messenger RNA. RefSeq lists its product as uncharacterized. The coding region runs from base 1 to 636 and encodes 211 amino acids. Lineage: Eukaryota; Fungi; Basidiomycota; Agaricomycetes; Boletales; Suillaceae. The record is from RefSeq and is a predicted model, not a curated record. The transcript is spliced from 8 exons.
AUGUUAUCACGAACCGAACUGGGUUCAUAUUGGAUCAAAGAGGAGUUGUGGAAAGUCUACAGCACAGCAGAAAUGGACAAGACCAAUCUCAACAAGCUCUUGAAUUCAGGCAUUCUACCACAUCCCAUGUCACUGGUAUCCACGAUCAGCGAGGAUGGGGUGGAGAACCUGGCACUGCCACCCUUCAGCCUCAAAGACACGACCGCGAACCUGAAGAACGGCCAAGGAUUCUCUGCAUUCGUCGAGAAUGCAAAUGCGACUGCCGCUCUCAGCGGUCUGACAAAGGAGAAAUGCGUGCAAAUAAGAGCCUCGCGCGUCAAGGAAAGCGCUUUUAGCAUGGAAUGCGAGGUAAAUUCAUUUCACACCGAGCCCGCUUCUCUACAAAUCGAUAUCACCCACCCAGUCACAGGCGAGCACAGAAGCACGCUCAUCCUCGCGCACGUCAAGUACUUCCAUGUGCGCAAAGACAUGCUCACAGGCAGGGGUGCCGUCGACCUCACAAAGUUCAAGCCAGUCGCGCGUGUGGGCGAUAUUUCAUAUGCCCGGGUCGGAGAUACAUACAGGGUCCCUGUGCCUUCAUGGGCGCAGGAGGAGGCGAAGAUACAGGAAGCAUCGAUGACUCUCGCAUCACCAUAA